This is a messenger RNA of Schistocerca americana (American grasshopper), 1579 nucleotides long. RefSeq names its product G-protein coupled receptor 52-like. The transcript is spliced from 4 exons. Gene Ontology annotation, cellular component: membrane. Bases 1 to 987 code for a protein of 328 amino acids. The record is from RefSeq and is a predicted model, not a curated record. Gene Ontology annotation, molecular function: G protein-coupled receptor activity; peptide binding. Gene Ontology annotation, biological process: G protein-coupled receptor signaling pathway. NCBI's taxonomy places the organism in Eukaryota, Metazoa, Arthropoda, Insecta, Orthoptera, Acrididae.
AUGCAGCUGGAUGCGGCGGCGGCGCUGGAGGAGAAGGCGGCCGCACGCUCCACGCUGGAGCCCCUAACGCAGGCCGGCAUCAUGCUCAUCGUGGGGGUAGCCAUCGUCCUCGCCAACAUCCUCAUCAUCGCUACCUACCUCUCCUUCCGCGGUCCAUCAGAGAUGAUCAACAUCUAUCUCCUGUCUCUAGCAGUAGCAGACCUUCUCUGUGGCUUAUUCGUAGUUCCACUCUCAGUGUAUUCAGCCUGGCUACAAAACUGGAUCUACGGAGAUUUGGUGUGCCGCUUGAUGGGGUAUCUUGAAGUAACGCUCUGGAGUGUUAAUGUCUUCACCUUCAUGUGGAUAAGUGUUGAUCGGUAUCUGGCAGUGCAAAGACCGCUUCGGUAUGAUACAGUGCAAAAGCGUACCCACUGUCAAUGUUGGAUGGUGUUCACAUGGGUCUCUGCUGCAAUGUUGUGUUGCCCUCCACUGCUGGGAGUCAAUAAGCCACAUUUCGACCGUGAUGCUUUUGUCUGCAUGUUGGACUGGGGAAAUAUGGCUGCCUACUCUAUAACAGUUGCCAUACUGGUGCUAGGCCCCAGUCUCAUCACAAUUGUUUACACAUACUACUACAUAUUUUCCAUGAUGAGAAUGGUGCGAAGUGGUGUCCCAAUACAUGAUAAAGAAUAUGCAUCUGCUCUGACUGAAAACUUGUCUAACCCAAGUCACAUAAUGUCUUUCGUGCUUGUGCUGACAUUUUGGAUUUCAUGGACACCGUAUGCAACAGUCAAGUUCUAUGAGUACUUCACAAACAGCAGGUAUCAGGUGCCAUAUCUACACUUUGUAAUUGUGUGGAUAGGUAUUCUGAACUCUUUCUGGAAAAUAGUGAUCCUCAUCGCUCUGAGCCCACAGUUUCGAUUAGCAGUGCGUGUCUUCUGUAUUAGACUCUGUUGUCGCUACAAAGGCAGACUGCAGGGUGAGUUGAUUGAUAUGGAUGAUGAUGAUUAAGACUAUUUGUUGCUUAGUGAUGAAGUGACUACCUUCUUGCUCUGCAGUUGUGUCUGACAGGAAUCAGGUGUUGUGCAGGUGUCUCAGGGAAUGCAUUAUAAUAUAUACAUCUCUGUAGCUAUGUUCUAUUCUGAAAUGGCUCACAACUGUUUGAGAGAUGGAAACUAACUUUCAUUUCUUACAUCUUGAUGCAACAACAUUCUAAAUGUCUCUUUUUCAGAAAAAGUCUUGUGAUUAAUAUAUUCCCCUUGUUGUAGUAUUUCUACAAAUGUAUUGUUUUAUGAAUUGUUUGAUUUUCUGUUCAGAGGAGUAAAUAAUGUAUAAUUCAUGUAAAAAUUGUUUUUUGAACACUAGAAUUACAAAAAUAAUGUCCAGAAAAGAAGGUAUUCUCAGGUUUAUUUCAAGACAUUCAAACAGAUCAUUUUCUGACGAACCUGUUUCACUCACCAUGAUACAAUUACUAAACUGGAAUUGGACAUUCCGAAAUUUAACACACGCUGUUUACCUCUGUAGGAUGACUAUGUAUUUACAGAAUGGUAAAUCUAUUUCUAACUUACCAUGUGCUAUAAAUCAUGAUUUUCUCUUUCAUGAA